Messenger RNA from Nannospalax galili (Upper Galilee mountains blind mole rat), 1041 nucleotides. RefSeq names its product cytosolic iron-sulfur assembly component 2A (gene Ciao2a). The record is from RefSeq and is a predicted model, not a curated record. Lineage: Eukaryota; Metazoa; Chordata; Mammalia; Rodentia; Spalacidae. The coding region runs from base 192 to 674 and encodes 160 amino acids. The transcript is spliced from 5 exons.
AUGUAGUCCCCGUAGUCCCUUUCCCUAUGCCCUCCGCGCUACUCCGCUCAGUCCCGCGUAGUCUCUGCUCCCCUGAACCUUUACACAUGUCUUGGUUUAUUUGAAGACCAGGAAGUUGAUAAAUCCUGAGGCCGGCUGCGGAAAGACGGUGGCUCAGUUGGGACAGUCGCCAGGGAUGGCGGAGCGUGAGGAUGGAACGGGUGUCCGGGCUGCUCUCCUGGACGCUAAGCAGGGUCCUGUGGCUCUCAGGUCUCCCUGAGCAGGGCGCUGCUCGGCAGCCCCGGAUCAUGGAAGAGAAAGCGCUAGAGGUUUAUGAUUUGAUAAGAACUAUCCGGGACCCAGAAAAGCCCAAUACUUUAGAAGAACUGGAAGUGGUGACAGAGAGUUGUGUGGAGGUUCAGGAGAUAAAUGAAGAAGACUGUCUGGUUGUCAUCAGGUUCACACCAACAGUACCUCAUUGUUCUUUGGCAACUCUUAUAGGGCUGUGUUUAAGAGUAAAACUUCAGCGGUGUUUGCCAUUCAAACACAAGUUGGAAAUAUACAUUUCUGAAGGAACCCACUCAACAGAAGAUGACAUCAACAAACAGAUAAAUGACAAAGAGCGAGUGGCAGCUGCAAUGGAGAACCCCAAUCUACGGGAAAUCGUGGAACAGUGUGUCCUUGAGCCUGACUAAUAGCCGUCUUAAGAGCCAUUGAACUACAGUCAUUUGAUAUAUUUGUUUAAGCUCUUUGCAAAAUGUAAAAAAACUCAUGUUUAAUAUGUAGGCAAUUUGUACCUCAAUAUUUUUUAAAAGAAUCUUUCUGAGCAAGUUUCAGUUCUAAGGUGGAAGCUAAUUGUUCAGUGAAUAACAUUCUCAGGAUUUCUAAUACAAGUGAUCAGACAGACAAAUAUUUUCUAGUUAUUCUGUGUAAGAUGGGUUACUAUUUUUCUGAUGCCCAUUCUGAUACAACUGCUUUUCAUGUCAAAUAUCUACUGUGCCCAAAUGUAUUCAACUUAAAUUGUUAUUCUAAAAUAAAUGCGACAGAUGAUUCUUAUAAUGA